GUUAAGGUAGCUUUGUUAAUAUUUAGUUAGCUUGGGGGGGGGGUGAUUUUAUCUUCUAUUAAUCCCAUAGUAGUUCUCUUGAUACCAUAUCAGUACUAUUGAUACCAUCUCAAUAGUACCCUUGAUAACACCACCAGGAGAGGCAGCGCCAGGGCCGCCAGCUUAGUCAGGGCCGCCAGCUUAGUCAGGGCCGCCAGGGUCGCCCCUCCGGGUUCGCACUCGCUAUGUGGAGGCGCGGCGCCCCCGAGGCCGCCAGCAUGAAACACUACCGGGUGCUGCGCACGCUGGGCGAGGGCGCGUACGCCAAGGUCAAACUGGCCCUGCACCUGGUGACCGGCACCGAGGUGGCCAUCAAGUUCAUCUGUAAGUCGCGGCAGGCGCGCCUCGAGUUCCUGGCGCGCGAGGUGGACUGUAUGAAAGCCCUGCAGCACCCCAACAUCAUCCAGCUGUUCGAGGUGCUGGACACCCGGGAGGACCUCCUCCUGGUCAUGGAGUACGCGGGCGGCGGGGACCUGCAGGAGUACCUGCUGCGGCACGGGCGCCUGGAGGAGCCCGAGGCGCGCGGCAAGUUCGAGCAGAUCCUCGCGGCCGUCACGCACUGCCACGCGCGCGGCAUAGCGCACCGCGACCUCAAGCCAGAGAACAUCCUCAUGGACAGCGAGCACAACCUCAAGCUCGGCGACUUCGGGCUGAGCAUCGAGUGCGCGGGCGCGGCGCUCAGCACCUUCUGCGGGAGCCCCGAGUACGCGGCGCCCGAGAUCUUCGAGCACCGCGCGUACGCGGGCCCCGCGGCCGACGUGUGGAGCCUGGGCGUGGUGCUCUACAGGAUGGUGACGGGCGCGCUGCCGUUCCGGGGCUCCAACCUCCUGCAGCUGCGCGGCCGCGUGCUCAGCGGGCGCUUCCACCUGCCGAACUACCUCUCCGCGCCGUGCCGGGACCUCCUGGGCAGCAUGAUGGCGCUGGACCCGCAGGGGCGCAGCAGCCUGGAGGCCAUCCAGCAGCACCCGUGGGUGCGGGCCAGCCGCGAGCUCCUGGCCGUGCGCCAGCCGUCGCCCAGCCACCAGGACGCGGCCCUGACCGAGGCCAUGGUGCGCCUGGGCUACCGGCCGCAGCAGAUCCAGGCGGCCGUGGGCGAGCGCCGGUUCGACGCCGUCAUGGGGACGUACCUCAUCCUGCGGUCCCGGCGGCGCGCCCGGCCCGCGCGCCGCGAGCCCUGGCGGCCCGGGCUCCCGGGAGGGCCUCCCGCGGGGGUCCGGGGAGGAGCCGCGCCAGGAGGCCGCGCGCAAAGCGGGUACCGCCGCGCCCGCCCCGGUCCGCAGGACCAUCUGCGUGAGGAUCCCGCAGCUGGACCGCUCCUCAGAGCACAGCAGCAGCUGCCCGUCGAGCUCCCAGGGAGGGGGCACCUGGGAGGACUCUGGCACCCUCACGUCGGGCCCCCUGCAGGGGGACUCCUGGGAGGAGAGCGCCGCCUCCAUCCCGGACCCCCUGCAGGAGGGCGCCCCGGGGUGCAGCGCCACGUCCAUUCCGGGCCCCCAGGCGGAGGACAGAGCCACCCCCACGUCGGGCCCCCUGCAGGGGGACGCCUGGGAGGAGAGAGCCACCUCCAUUCCAGACCCCCUGCAGGAGGGCGCCCCGGACCAGAGCGCCAGGUCCAUUCCGGGCCCCAGGCGGAGGACAGCGUCACCCGCACGUCACGGCCCCUGCAGGGGGACGCCUGGGAGGAGAGAGCCACCUCCAUUCCAGACCCCCUGCAGGAGGGCGCCCCGGACCAGAGCGCCACGUCCAUUCCGGGCCCCCAGGCGGAGGACAGCGUCACCCGCACGUCACGGCCCCUGCAGGGGGACGCCUGGGAGGAGAGAGCCACCUCCAUUCCAGACCCCCUGCAGGAGGGCGCCCCGGACCAGAGCGCCACGUCCAUUCCGGGCCCCCAGGCGGAGGACACCCAGGAGCGUGGCAGCGCCGCCCCCAUGCCAGGCCCCCAGGUGGAGGGUGGCCAGGAAGCCAAGAACAGAACACUCAGUGCAGCCCCCCAGCCCCCCCUCGCCAACCUCAGACCUCCCCCAAGACGCCGCUGGCUCCCCAAGUUCCGCAGGAACGCGGUGGCCCCGGCAGAGACGCUUGGCCACGAGGACGACAACUCCGCCUCAGUGCCGUCCGUCAGCUCCAGCCGGGGCGGGCUCGCCAGCGGGAGGCGGAUCAUGAACGCGCUGCUGAAUCUGUGCUGCUUCUGCAGACCACGCGGCUCCAAACAGAGCAGCAGCGCUCACCCACCCGACGGCUGAGACCGCCACACCCUGCAGAGCCCGCCCGGGAGGCAGCCACCGAGGGAGCAGGAGCGAGCCGGGGAGGGCGAGGCUCUGCAGAGGGGUCGGGCGGGGGCCAGCCAGCGGGGCCAGGAGAAGCAGGACACACACAGGACCUGAUCCCAGACGUCCUGGAGCCCAGCAGGCUCUGUCCGGUGAAGGCCUGCGCACCCCCUGGCUGGGAGAGCCCUGCUGUUGGCGCCUGGGCACACGGAUGGCGCAGAGGACGCGGGAGCUCUGCGGGCCUGAGUGGCACAGUCACCGACUGACAGACACGGUCCCCGAGGGCGCAGGACGCGGCCGCUGCAGAGGGGACCUCCAGGUGACCGGCUCUGCCUGCGGGGCGCUGGGGCGUGGCGGCAUCUGAAAGCUGUUCCUCGGCCUGAUGGAGACACUCAGAAACGGAUUGCUUUGUUAGCGUGUCUAUGUCUAUGCCAUGACUCAUUAAAUCAUUGUUUGAA
This is a messenger RNA of Talpa occidentalis (Iberian mole), 2764 nucleotides long. RefSeq names its product serine/threonine-protein kinase MARK2-like. The coding region runs from base 225 to 2282 and encodes 685 amino acids. The transcript is spliced from 4 exons. The record is from RefSeq and is a predicted model, not a curated record. Lineage: Eukaryota; Metazoa; Chordata; Mammalia; Eulipotyphla; Talpidae. Gene Ontology annotation, molecular function: protein serine/threonine kinase activity; ATP binding. Gene Ontology annotation, cellular component: cytoplasm. Gene Ontology annotation, biological process: intracellular signal transduction; protein phosphorylation.